AUGACAACUUCAUGUUUGGUAAAAAAUUUGAAAGCUGUAACCAAUUUGGCACCACUUCCGAUAAUUACUUGGGACCGUGCAGAGCGUAUACGACGAAAUAAGGAGAUUUGGGACAAUAAAGAUUCUAUUGUACAUCGUUUACCUUAUCAUUAUAAGAAACGAUACUGGGAGUUUGUACUUAGUGAAGCGAAACCUGUACAUUAUCGGAAACCAACAUCCAGAUAUGAAUGGGAUGCUAAACGUCGUAUAAUGAUAGAAACUGAGGAUUACCCGAUAAUUGGCUUUCAUCCACCAGAAGCUGAUAAAGGAUUAUGGGGUGGUGAAACAGUGGUGAAAGGUUAUAUAGAAUCGCGUCCCUAUACUAGAAAGAAGAUUUUACCAAGGCAUUGGGUGCCGCAUUUUUUCUUUCCGAGUUUGAAAAAAGUUGUUGCAUAUUCAGAAGUUCUAGACAAGCAUAUGAAAAUUACCAUGACGGAGCGCACAUGUCGUCUAAUUGACCAGCAUUUUGGGCUUGAUUUAUAUUUGUUAGAAACUCCCGAAAUUGAUAUUGCGUCAAAGCUUGGCAAUAAAUUAAAGCGUGAAAUUCUUCUUGUUUUGGCGAAAGGUACUUAUUAUCCAAAUGAUCCAGAGCGGCACAAUUAUAUAAAGGAGAAAUAUGCGCAGUUUGUAAUACCAUUAGAAGAAGCCGACUGGAUUGGUUUAGAUUUAAACGAAGCAUGCAGGAAACAACAGGAAAUUGAAGAAAGUAUCAAACCGGUUCCAGAAAAGUAUAAAUUUGAGCUUGAUCUAGUUAAACGAUUGGCAAGUGGUGAAGAGAAUCCUGAUCAUGAUAAAAUAAUCAAGGAAUUGGAAUCAGAAUCAGUUAUUGGUCAAAAAACAAGGAAAAUAAUACAAAUAGCAACACAACGGUUGAGAAAAUUAGUAAAUUGA
Messenger RNA from Brugia malayi, 930 nucleotides. RefSeq lists its product as hypothetical. Lineage: Eukaryota; Metazoa; Nematoda; Chromadorea; Rhabditida; Onchocercidae. Gene Ontology annotation, cellular component: mitochondrial large ribosomal subunit. Gene Ontology annotation, molecular function: structural constituent of ribosome. The coding region runs from base 1 to 930 and encodes 309 amino acids. The record is from RefSeq and is a predicted model, not a curated record. The transcript has 6 exons.